UCUCUUCUUUGGAAUAAACCCUAUCACCAAACAUUUCCUCAUACCCGGCAGUUUCCUGGUUUAUUGUUCUACUACUCACUCAAAAGACCUUCCGAGUGGAAUACAUCCAAAAAGCACAAAGGGGAAGGGAGGGACGAAGAAGGGCUGUCUUUUGAAGUAAAUGCUUUAGUCUUGGUAGUCAUUUACUCUCAUUGUGUGGAGAGAGUAAUACCUUUACUAUGUGUGUCUCUCUGCUGCUGCUACUGCUGGUCUGCGGCGCCCAGUCGUCUCAUUUUUACGGGACAGUAAUGACUUAUUACCCAAAAAACACUAAUGCAGAUGGAUCUCUCACGGUUGUCCUUCGCUAUAAGCUGAGCUUCCACCUUUGUUCUUCGAGAGACUUCUGGCGCUGCCCUUCUCAAAAUUGCGGGACUCGGACUUCUCUGGUGCUAAACGUAGUGGACCAGGAGAGCAGUGGAGAGUGGUGUCAAAGAGAGGAAUCAUGACUCGGCAGGUUCCCAUCAACUCUCAGUUCCAAUUAGAGUUGUCUGGCAAUGCCUGGAUAAAUAAUAACAAUGGCAUCUCAAGAUGGAGAGCUGUGACUGGAGUGGAUCUGAGGAACAGGUCGGACAUCAGACAAGCCAACACAUCGCCCCAGACUACAAUCCUGCCAGCCUUGAGAGUUCCUUCAAACUGUCGGAGAGAUUUCCACCUGCUGGACUUUGAUCCGGAUGGAGAUGAGGUCAGAUGCAGAUACGUAAGCUCCUCCCUCUCAGAGUGUACCCAGUGCACUACGCCGUCUGUUCUCAGCCUCUCAGAAUCCUGUAUUCUGUCCUUCAGCCCCACCAGCAGCGUAAACGAAGGUCCGUACAUUGUCCAGAUGGUGAUGGAGGACUUUCCCAGGCAGACCAUCUCUCUGACUCAAAACGGAGGGCUGACAGUCACCAGUGCUAUCAGCAAAAUACCUAUCCAGUUUGCUGUAAGAGUGGACCCCGCAGUGCCCUCCUGCACAGAGGGACUCUAUCUGCCCAGGUUCCUGACUCCAACUCCAGCCAACAAAGCUCAACUGUACACCCCUGUCAAUCAGACCCUUUCUAUCAGCGUCAAUGCAGAGGCUAAUGUCUCCACGACGCUUGAGCUGCUGUUCAGCGGGCCGCACAACAUGAACAAGAGUUCAUUAGGAGCAGGACGGUUCCUCCUGAGAUGGACGCCGUCUCAAGAAGAAGACGGAGAAAGCCAUCCCAUCUGUUUUGUCAUCCAAUCAAUCACGAAUUCAACCACCAAAUAUCAGUCUGAGCUCCGAUGUGUCAUUGUGAGUGUUAGGAAAAUGGUGAGUCAAACUGUCUUAGCUUCUACUUUUAACUUCCAUUUCUAUUUUCCUUGGUAAUCUUUCUUGUAUUCUCCAUUCCGCCUUACAGAGCCAACAAUAACCACAGCCGUUCCAUCAACACAACACCAGUAGCUACAAGCACUAUCACUAUACCAACAACACACAACAUUCAACCACUGCACCACUAACCACAAAAACCACCCCAACAUCAACAAUUAACACAUUGAUUACAACAACUACCCUACACCAAAUACAACAACAACACAAACUACAACCACAAUUCCAUCAUCAUCUAUACCAGUAACUACAUCAACUACAACAACAACACAACAUACAACCACAAUUCCCUCAACAACUACAUCACUAACCACAACAACCACCCCAACAUCAA
Messenger RNA from Gymnodraco acuticeps, 1700 nucleotides. RefSeq lists its product as uncharacterized. The transcript has 8 exons. Lineage: Eukaryota; Metazoa; Chordata; Actinopteri; Perciformes; Bathydraconidae. The record is from RefSeq and is a predicted model, not a curated record. The coding region runs from base 482 to 1366 and encodes 294 amino acids.